Messenger RNA from Zygotorulaspora mrakii, 2508 nucleotides. It is a transcript of the gene CHL1, whose product is annotated as DNA helicase. Gene Ontology annotation, biological process: nucleobase-containing compound metabolic process; establishment of sister chromatid cohesion. Gene Ontology annotation, molecular function: DNA helicase activity; ATP binding; hydrolase activity, acting on acid anhydrides, in phosphorus-containing anhydrides. The record is from RefSeq and is a predicted model, not a curated record. Lineage: Eukaryota; Fungi; Ascomycota; Saccharomycetes; Saccharomycetales; Saccharomycetaceae. Gene Ontology annotation, cellular component: nucleus. The transcript has a single exon. The coding region runs from base 1 to 2508 and encodes 835 amino acids.
AUGGCGAUGGUUUCAGAUUUUCAUCAUCCGUACGAGCCGUAUGACAUUCAGCUUGAAUUGAUGCGAUGCGUGUACACUUUGCUCGAUUCUGGAAAAAAGUUGGCUGUUCUGGAAAGCCCUACUGGAACAGGCAAAACGCUAUCGCUUAUUUGCUCGGCAGUGACCUGGCUGCGAGACAAUAAGGCUGAGUUUGUAGCAGGCGCAGCUGGCACUCGCGGGGCUGUCACUGGCAGAGCCAGUGACAGUGGUUGUGAUAGCGAUAGCGACGAUCCGGCUUGGGUCACUGACGCGCAUGCCGCGUCAGUGCUGGAGUCGAAACUGCAUGGCAUUGGCGACUAUGAGUCGGUUUUAGCGAAGCUGAAAAAGAACUCGUCCGCUCAUGCGCUGACGUUUGCGACAGCGCAAAGGCACUCCCACGCACGCAGGCAAAGAAAGAUCGCACAUCUGGACGUCUCCACCGAUGAUGAUUCGGUUUUUUUGCCUCAGGACUAUGUCUCGGAUUCUGAAGACACAAGUGUCAGUGCCCCUGAUCGGAUCGACCAGAUACGUAACGAGGUGUCUGCGCUGCUGGCGGGUCUGGAUCAGGAAAGCCGAGCUUCGCAGGUCGACCAGCUGCAGUUGUUCAACCCGGUCAAAAUCUUCUUCGCUUCUCGGACUCAUUCUCAGCUGAAUCAGUUCGCUUCGCAGCUGUCUCUGCCACAUUUCGCAUCAUCCUUUGAGAAAUAUAAUAUCCCUAUGGAGAGAGUGAAAUACUUGCCUCUCGCCUCGAGAAAACAACUAUGUAUCAAUCCCUCGGUCACGAAAUUGAACUCUGUCGACGCGAUCAACGACGCCUGUUUAGAUCUCUUGAAAAACAGCAAGAGCAAGGACGCCAACAGGGACGCAAACAAGUGUGGUUGUCCUUUUUACAAAUCGGCAUCGAGCAAUGUGAACUCUGGCUUGCUUCGAUCUUUCCAGGACCAGACGUUUGUCGAUAUUCACGAUAUAGAAGAUAUCGCUGAUAUUGGUAGUUCUUUGAAUGUUUGUCCGUACUACGCGUCGCGGUCGGCAAUUUUAGCCGCCGAGAUAAUCACGCUGCCAUACCAAUACUUGCUAUCGCAAACUACAAGAGAGUCGCUCUCGAUAGAUUUGACGGACUCGAUAGUCAUCAUUGAUGAGGCCCACAAUCUCUUGGACACGAUCAAUUCGAUUCAUUCAUCCGAAAUUUCUCUAAAUGAUCUGAAGAAGUGCUAUGGUGGUUUGCAGAUUUAUUUUGGCAAAUUUAGAACAAAGCUGAGCGCGAAUAACAGAGUCAGUUUGAUCAAGUUGAUGAAAUUGGUUGAUUCGUUGAUCCGAUUCAUCGUGAAGAACUUUAAAAAGCCGGGUGAGAGGAUUGAUUCCAAUUUCUUGUCAAGUGACUCAAAUGCUGAUACCCUGAAUGUCCACAAGAUCAACUCUUUUAUUAAAAAAUCAAAGAUCGCUUUCAAGGUCGACUCUUACAAUCAGUCGAUUUUACAGGAGCAGUCAGUUUCCUCAUCGUCACAGCCGAUCAUAUUUAAGGUAUCUUCUUUCAUUUCCUGUUUGAGCAACCCGGCAAACGAGGGUCAAUUCUUUUUUGAAAAAGGCCACACCAUCAAAUAUAUGCUUUUGGAACCCUCUAAGCCUUUUGAAAGUAUACUGGAAAAGGCACGCUGCGUUAUUUUGGCCGGUGGUACCAUGCAACCAAUUUCCGAAAUUCUAGAUAAUCUAUCUUCAAAUAUACCAAGGGAGAAGAUUGAGGUUUUUUCCUGCAAUCAUGUAAUUCCUGAUAAGAAUUUAGAAACUUUCAUUGUGAAAGAUUCUCGAUUUGAGUUCACUUUCGAAAAGAGGGAUAAUCCAAAGCUGAUCGAAGAUCUUUUCGAUUUUUACUAUACGCUCUCUCAAUCCGUGCCAAGAAAUGGUGGUAUUGUGGGGUUUUUCCCAAGUUAUCAAUAUCUUGAGUUUGUUAUGAAGUCCUGGAAAAAAUCGGCACAUUUUUGUAAACUGAACUCGAAUAGAGCAAUUUUUUAUGAGUCAAAAAGUGAUUCAGAUCCAUUUCAUGAUUACUCGACCCACGUCGCCCAAGGUAAAAGUGCGAUAUUGUUCGCCGUGGUAGGUGGAAAACUCUCUGAAGGUAUCAAUUUUCAAGAUAACUUGUGCAGGGCAGUGGUAAUGACAGGUCUGCCGUUUCCUAAUGUGUUCAGCGGUGAGCUUUUGAUCAAGAAAAAUCACAUAGAAAACAAAAUACUCAAUAAUGGCGGGUCGAAACAAGUUGCUAAUAAAGCGGUUAAAGAUUUUUAUGAGAAUAUUUGCAUGAAAGCCGUAAAUCAAAGUAUUGGUCGUGCAAUUAGACAUGCAAAUGAUUAUGCAUUAAUUUAUCUACUUGAUAAAAGAUAUGGGAAUGCAAAUAUAAACUCGAAAUUAUCACAUUGGGUUAAGUCACGGAUAAAACCACAGUCAUCUAUCAAUGAUAUAAUGAAUAGUACAAAAAAAUUUUUCUUUCAGCAUUAA